AUGAAUUCAAAUCUUAGAGAUCUUGAAAUUAGAGGAGCACCAUUCGAAGAGUCUCGUCGUAUUCUUACACCUGAUGCUUUGGUUUUCUUGGUGCAAUUGGAGCGUCGCUUCGGUGGUGUCAGACGUGAUCUCUUGGCAAAGCGUAAGGAGCGUCAGUUGGAGUUGAAUCGUGGUGUUCUACCAGACUUCCUUCCACAGACCGCCAGCGUUAGAAGUGGCAGCUGGCGUUGUGCACCAGUGCCAGCCGAUAUCCAAGAUCGUCGUGUCGAAAUCACUGGUCCCACCGACCGUAAGAUGGUGAUCAAUGCACUCAACUCUGGUGCCAAGGUAUUCAUGGCCGACUUUGAAGAUGCCAAUUGUCCAAACUGGGCAAACUCUAUCACUGGACAACAGAAUAUGAUCGAUGCCAACCGUCGUACCAUCAGCUACACCUCACCCGAUGGAAGACAAUACAACUUGAAAAAAGAGGUUGCCGUACUCUUUGUUCGUCCAAGAGGAUGGCAUCUCGAUGAAGAGCACAUCUACAUUGACGGACGUCCAAUGUCUGGUUCACUCUUUGACUUUGGUCUCUACCUCUUCCACAACCACAAGAUUCUAGCUGACAGAAGAUCAGGUCCAUACUUUUACCUUCCAAAAUUAGAGAGUCACUUGGAAGCAAGACUUUGGAAUGAUGUAUUUGUAUUCUCACAGAAAUAUUUGAAUAUGCCAAAUGGAACUAUCAAGGCAACAGUUCUCAUUGAAACUAUUUUGGCAUCUUUCGAAAUGGAUGAGAUUUUAUAUGAACUUAGAGAUCACUCUGCUGGUUUGAAUUGUGGACGUUGGGACUAUAUCUUUAGUGUCAUCAAGAAGUUCAAUCAGCUUCCACAGUUUGUCUUGCCGGAUCGUUCAAAGGUUACAAUGACAUCGCCAUUCAUGGAGGCAUAUGUAAAGUUGUUAAUUUACACCUGUCAUCGUAGAGGUGUUCAUGCAAUGGGUGGCAUGGCUGCACAGAUCCCAAUCAAAGACAACAAGGCUGCCAAUGACGCUGCCAUGGAGAAGGUCAAGCAAGAUAAGCUUAGAGAAGUCAAAUUCGGACAUGACGGAACAUGGGUUGCACAUCCUGCACUCAUCCCAAUUGCACUCGAACAAUUCAAUACCUACAUGAAGACACCAAACCAAAUCGCAAACAUCCCAACCAACCCAGGUAUCACCGCCAAGCAUCUACUCAACGUUCCACCAGUAUCGCCAGGCGAUAUCACCGAGGAUGGAAUCAGAUCAAACAUUAUCGUAGGUGUAGAGUACAUCGAUGCCUGGUUGAACGGUAACGGUUGUGUACCAAUCAACUAUCUCAUGGAAGAUGCUGCUACCGCUGAAAUCUCUAGAUCUCAAAUUUGGCAAUGGAUUAGACAUCAUUCAAAGCUACCAAAUAAUCAACCAAUUACAAUUCAAUAUAUUGAUGGUGUAUUGAGAGAUAUUGAGAAUAAGGUAUUCUCAAAAUCGAAAUCACAAACCAUCAAGCAUGCCACCUCAAUCUUUUAUACAUUAAUUUCAUCACCAGAGUUCAUUGAUUUCUUGACACCAUCAGCAUACAACUACAUUGUCAAACAAGAAAGAGUUGCACAACAACCAAAACUUUAA
This is a messenger RNA of Heterostelium album PN500, 1617 nucleotides long. RefSeq names its product malate synthase (gene masA). Gene Ontology annotation, biological process: glyoxylate cycle. The transcript is spliced from 3 exons. Gene Ontology annotation, cellular component: cytoplasm; peroxisomal matrix. Gene Ontology annotation, molecular function: malate synthase activity. The record is from RefSeq and is a predicted model, not a curated record. NCBI's taxonomy places the organism in Eukaryota, Evosea, Eumycetozoa, Acytosteliales, Acytosteliaceae. The coding region runs from base 1 to 1617 and encodes 538 amino acids.